Messenger RNA from Gopherus flavomarginatus (Mexican gopher tortoise), 6162 nucleotides. Its product is annotated as nesprin-2-like. The coding region runs from base 3469 to 5166 and encodes 565 amino acids. Lineage: Eukaryota; Metazoa; Chordata; Testudines; Testudinidae. Gene Ontology annotation, cellular component: meiotic nuclear membrane microtubule tethering complex; membrane; nuclear envelope. The transcript is spliced from 14 exons. The record is from RefSeq and is a predicted model, not a curated record.
ACACACCUGCGCGCUCUGCCCCUGCCGUAGCCCUUGGGUGUGUGGUAGGUGAAACCAUGCGUGUGAUGUGGGGGUAGGAUUGGACAUUAACUGCUGCAGCUAAGGGCUUCUUAAGCCACCUCCCAUCAGUGGUGUGCUUUCUAAGCUGGAGCCAAUGGGGAACUGGAGUAUGGUGCUCAGUGGGUUGAAGCGCCUCCAGAUGGACGGGAGGUGGAUACCUGGGGUCCAGUGGGGAAUCCAGCACAGAAACCAGGAAUACCAGGGGAAUCGGUGGCUGGCGGCUAAUGGUAUUUAGGUGAUUUUGAGCUUUGGGUGCAGUCUUGGGAGCCAGGACUCCUGGGUUCUAUUCUGGACUCUGGGAGGGGGGUGGGGACUCCUGGUUAGAGCAGACGGGGCUGGGAGUUAGGACCCCUGGGAUCUAUAAGCCGGGGUCAGGACACCUAGGUUCUAUGCCUGCCACUCACUUGCUCUUGAGCACUGAGCGAGUCACGUCUUUGCUGUGUGCCUCAGUUUCCCCACCAGUAAAAUGGGGAGAAAUGUCGUACAUCUAUCUCCUGGGGAGGUUAUGAGGCUUCAUUCACAAACGUACGUAAAGUGCUGGGAGAUGCACCGUGCUGCUCCGAGAGCCAGGUAUGGAGGAGCCAGGUCCCCAGCUGGUGUGAACAGGCCAUUGCUCCAUUGGUGUCCGUACGGAUUUUCCCCCCUGGGAAUCUGGCCUUUAUUGCAUGAAUCCGACUUUCUUAAUACCUUUGGAGGUGAGUGGCUAAGAACCUGUAUUGGCCCAUCUGUGCACCCUGCCCCCUCGGUUUACCUGCGCGCCGGUCAUACUCGGGUAUGAAGGCCGUUGGGUAAGACGUUGGAGUGUGCUGCUUGCUGUGGAGAAAACGCAGUGCCCCAUGGCUGGAAUGGAUGAGCUCAGGGCCACAGCCGCCUCUCCUCUCCUCUUGGCACAACCAGCAGGGCUCGAAGAGGCCGUGGAUGGGUAUCCUUGAUUGCACUCUUUCCCCCCGCUCUGUGGAUGCAGCAGAACCAGCUCUGGGAUUUAGCACUUUUGAUUUAUUUGGGGAUUGGUCCUGCUUUGAGCAGGGGGUUGGACUAGAUAGUCUGUGAUUCUAUGGGAGGAAGGAUGGUGGGGUCAGGGCACUAGCCUUGGGCUCUGCGUUCAAAUCCUAGCUCUGCCGCCACCUUGUGUGACCUGAGCCAAGUCACUUAGCUGCUCUGUGCCUCAGUUUCCCCAUCUGUAUACUGGUGGGGUAAUGCCACUGUUCUACCUCACAAGGAAUUGCAAGACCCUCGGCUCAUACAGUGGUGGGCACUAUAUACAGGGCUGGAUUUCCAGUUAGGCGCCGUGGGGCACCAGAAUUCUAGGGGUGCCUUACCUGUCUAAAACUCUUUGCAACAUGAAGAUCAGCUGUGGAGGGGGGUGUGUGCUGAAGAUGCUGUGCCUGGGGACAUGGAAGGUGUAUCAUGCUAUAGAAGCAUGAUAAAUUGAUUAGCCUUUCCUGCCCUGAUGGGGAUUCCCUGUCUUGUCUGACAUCUCCCAGGAAGUCAGGCGUCGCCCUGAACCUUAUACAUCUACAGUGGUCUCGGCUCCUUUCGGUCGUCUCCUCCUCUGGGAUGAAAUGGGGCAGAGGGGAAGGUCUAUGGGUCUCUCAAGGUCCGGUUUCUAGCUUGGAGAUUCACAAGUGUGAAUGAAGGGGAAAUUGCUCAGUUCUCAUAGUCUGUGGCCAGAAGGGACUGUCUGUUUUGUGUUUUAUGCAGCACCUAGCACAAUGGGGGCCUUGUCCAUGGCUGGGGCUCCUUGCCUCUACUGUAAUACACCUAAUAUGCCUGGCACAAAUGAGUCCUGGUGUGUGAGUGGGGCUGUAUAGGCUGUUUAGCCCAGGCCAGAGAGUCCCACCCAGCCGUUCCUACAUCCAGCCCCUUUCUGGUAGUCGAGCUAGAGUGGAUUAAAUGCCAUCCAAUCUUGAUUUAAAGUCUCGAGUGAUGGAGAUUACUCCCCCAAUCCCCUGUUCCUGGGUCAGUAGUUCCUAUGGUUAAUUCCCUCUCUGUUUAAAAAUGUGCAUCUUGUUUCCUGUCUGAAUUUGUCCAGAUCUAUAUCAGCCUUUGCUGCUUUACAGAGCCCUCCCCUCGCAGAAAUCUGCCGCCUGUGUAGGUACUUAUAGACCAGGAUCAAGAGGCCUCUUGACAUUCCUUUGGAUAAUUACUCUUGAGCUGCUCUGUGCAGCAUAAAUGGCCCUUAAAGUGGAGGAAGCAGCCUUCUCCCACCCCCACCCCUGCAGGGGACUUCUCUAGCCAAGGUAGAACAAGCAUUAGGGCCCAGAAUUGUGGCCUAGAGGGUGGCUUGGGGGCACGGCUGAAGCACACUGCGCUAUGCCUAUUUCUCUGCUCUCCAGGGCCCAGUGAGUAUGGGAGUUAGAGCAGCCUCGGGGUUGCUCUGACUGUUGCUGGGAGCUGGGCAAGGCCCAGAAUGUGGGGAGAGCAAAGGCGGUUUCAAGCCAACUCUUCCCUCUCUCCCCACAUCCCUGCCCCAAGUGCAGGAACAGGAGAGAUGUGAAUCCAGCCUGAAGCAUGCUGAAUUCUGCAUGCUUCCCACGGUUGUCUGCGCUGCAUAGGGCAUGGGUGCAGCUCCGCCCCAUCAGCCUGGCUCUUUCCUUGCUUCCAUGUUUCAUUAGUCCAGGGAGCGACAUCUUUUGGCAGGCAGGCUCUCCCCUGGUCCCUGAAAUGACAGAGAAUGUUUUCCUAACGCAGCAGCUAGAUCCUCCCCAUCUGUGGAAAAAGCCCAUAGGAGACUGCAGAGAUAGCGAUAGAACUUGGGAAUUCCUGGCUCCCAGCCCUCUGUUUGGUCCACAGACCAGUUGGAAAUUUCCUUUGCAGGUACAAGAACCUGCUUCUUAAUUGUCAGGCAGAUCGGCGCAGUGAGAGCACAGUUAAGAGGGGUGAGGUUAAAAAGAUCCUACCUCUUUAAUGCCUGAAAAACUGUUUUGCUGGCGCUCUGCCUCUGCCAGCCACGUCCUACAGCCCGUCUCCUCACCCUUGUGUUGGCAACCAUCAAUCCACUCUCUGACUGAGUCUGCAGGUCCCCCUGAUAGUCAGCAGCUGCCUUCACUACCUUAGGGGGCUUGGAGGACUCCUCUGGUUGGUCCUAAAGGAGGGUGCAGGCCAGGCCGCUUUGGCUUUAAUGAGAUCUCAGACGGUCGUGGGAUGCAAGGCUCCACUGCUGGCUGACAGGGGUCCCUUUCUGCAGACCAGCCGUAAUAGCACCAGGAGCCGUUCCAUGACACGAUUCCACAGCCGCUGAAACUAGACACGUUCAGACUGAAAAUAAGGCGUCGAUCUUUAUGACAGGAUUGGCCGGACCCGCUCCCAGGAGGGGCAGUCAUGCGCCCCCCGCCGAUGCCCAGGGUUUGUCCAGAUGCCCAGGCAUCCCCAAGACGCUUGCGGGGAUUGUGAAGGGGGGAGCCGGAGAUGCAGAGGGACAGCGUGGCCCAGAGCUUCAGCCCGGCUCUUCUGAAAUCUCAGAUGCUUUCCGUGUGCCGAGGAGAGCCGGCGCCCGAUGCGGCCAGCUGCAGCGUCUGCACAGCCUCCGUGGAGAAACGGAUCAGGACCGAGCAGGCCUGCCGGCUGCAUGAGCGGGUCCUGGACUCCCUGUCCCGCUUCCAGGACUGGCUGCGGGCGGCGGAGCUGUGGGCCGCCUCCCCCGCUUCCUCCCAGGUGCUCUUUGCUGUGGCCAAGGAGGAACUCAAAAAGUUCGAGGUGCUGCAAAGGCAGAUCCAGGAGAAGUUGCACCAUCUGGAGUCCUUAAACAGGCAGUACCGGCAGCUAGUUCAGGCAAAUGGCAUCAGUUUGCAGGGCUGGCUCCGGGCCGCGGUCCAGGAGAGCAACCAGCGCUGGGACAACCUCCAGAAACGAGCUGCUGCCAUCCUCAAGAGACUGAAGUAUUUUGUCAGCCAGCGGGAGGAGUUUGAGUGGGAGCGGGAGACCGUGCAGGUAUGGCUGACGGAGCUGGAUCUGCGGCUCACCGAUGUGGAACAUUUCUCUGGGGGCAGCUCGCUCGAGAAAAUGAUGGAGCUGCAGGAGUUCCAGGAGGCCGUGCGGUCCAACGCGGAGCGGCUCGACUGGCUGCUGGUGUCCGGCGAGCGGCUGAUCCAGAGGAGCGAGCCGCAGGAUGCCGAGAUCCUAGAGGAGGAGCUGCAGGAGCUGAGCUGCUAUUGCCAGGAGGUCUUCUGGCGGGUGUCCCGCUUCCGCCGCCGGCUGGUCAGCAUGAGGCUGGUCUUUGAGGACGAGUGGCUGUCAGACCGAGACACCGAUGUGGGGUCUGACUGCUUCACAGACGUGUCCCCGGAGCCUGAGGGAGAAGCCAGGGGGCCCCCUCCUGCCGCUUGGAUCUACCAGUCCACCCCACACAAGGCUCUCUGCUGCCGGCGCCGCCAUCCGUUCGGGGCUGCCUGCGGGGGCAGCCUGGACCUGGAGUGGGACCCCUCGGUGGAUGUGGGCGGGUCCACAUCUCAUGACGAAGAGGAUUCAUCGUACUGCAGUGCCGUCACGGGUGUGGGCCAGUGGGAGGAGCCGGGCCGGAGGUGCAGCUGCCAGCUGGGCAUGCCCGCCAGCUGGCCGGCUGGAUGUGGGAGAGGCACCGGCCACGAGGACCUGAAUGCGCAGCUGGGCUCCCAGGACGGGCCUUGUCUCUCCCUGGCAACCAGAAGGAAAGUGGAAAUUGUCUGCGCCAGUUCUGGGAAUGCCCCUCAGUGGGGCAGCCGGCAUCCCCAGGGCCUGGCACUGGGGGAUGAGGCCUGCCGCCAGAGAGAGACGGUGGGCUUUGACCCUGAGCGGAUUGAGAGCUGGCUGGGCCAGACCUGCGUGGAGCAGGGCAAGCCAGAAGCGAUGCAGCCCUGCAAGAGGAGUCAGGCUGGUCCCGGCUUUGAGGAUGUGGCCGUCGUCAUUGAGAAGGGGCCUAUGUUGCAGCCCUUGGCUUUCUCAGAUCAACCUCGAGUGGGCCCCAGGAUCCUGGUCGGAAUAAAGAGGCUGCUGCUCUCUGCAGCUGGGCUGCUCCUGCUGCUCCUCUUCCUGGCCGGCACCUCCCUUCUCUCCCACAUUGAAACGCCCUGCUACACCCGGUCCUUCCAUUUCAUGCUGAAGUACGUCAACGGGCCACCUCCUACGUAAGCGUGCUGGGAAAAUGCCAACGAGAGCCCACGGUUUCCUCAGUGCCGGGGGCAGCUCCAAGAGGUAGGGGGCCAUUUCCCACCAUUCAGUGCCGCCCUCGGGUGGAUUUUCCUUGGGCAUCUGCCAUGCCAGAUACCAACCUCCCAGCAUUCCCAGCUAUGCAAGGAGCCUGCCCAGGAAAGAAGCACUUUUGGAUCCUUCCAGAGACUUCGGAAGAAGCUUAUCAGUACUUUGAGACCCCCAGAGCUGACCCACACAAACCCAGAAGCUUACGGCAGAAAGGAACCUCAUGAAAUCAGCUGGUCCCACCACUGCACCGAUCAAGGAACCCUUGUGGUCGUUGUCCUCGCUCUGCCAGCCCCCCCCUUGGCAGGUCCACCGCUCCGCAGGGAAUGGGGCUAGUCGGAAAAUUCUCCAUCGCAGCUGUUCUUCAACAGCAAAUCAGGACUCAACCCAGCAAAACCUCCUGGGGGAAGUGGCUGCUGCUUGUGGAAAGUUCUGACUUUUUGUUCAGAAUCAAAGAACCACCCAAAACUCAGAAUAUCUCAGUUCAGAAAUCUACCCAGGUGCCUCAUGGGAGUUGUAGUUUGGGUGAUUCUCAGCCCCUUUCUUUAUUAUGGGCUGCUCUCCCCAGCCAGCCUACAUCUCCCAUGAUGUACCGACACAUCUCCAAGAGGCAAGAUGAUGGAGCAUGAUGGGAGAUGUAGUCUGGCCAGGGAGCCUAGCCCAUAGAUGAGAAUGGGGAUGUGUGAGAGCUGAACUACACCUCCCAUAAGACACCUGGACAGCAUGUACUGGGUACUGUCUUAGUCCCCUAGGGGACUCGAACUGAUGCGGCUGUAGCCUUGAAGAUAGAUCUAGUAACUGGUACCAGUGGCACUGUAUGAGAGGAUGGGGGGGAAAUCCAUAGCAAUGGGUGGUUCCUGGUGCACCCGGGCCUAUCCAAAUCUGUGUCUGUGUGAAUGCCAAGUUUAAGUAAAUGUGUUUUGAAGUGAA